AACAAUGUCAGCGCCCAUGACGUGUAAAAUGUUGUUAAAAUUAAUUUGUUUUUGCUGUUAUUUCACUCAUUGAUGAAAAUUGGCGAAAUAUAUUGUAAUAUUCAGAAUCUGAUACAUCUGCUGCAACAUUCUAACUAAAAAAACUACAGUCCAGAGCAAAGGUUUUCCGGUUCAGGGUCUUGUAUGAUUGAAGGACGUCUAACAUCAUCAUCUUAGUCUCCUAUCAGCUUGGAAUUUCCUCGGCAUAAACAUCAACCACCGGUCACCAUGGGUAUGACUGCACUAGUCUACGUGACAUUUGCUGUUUUGUUAAUACUGUGUGCUGGACUACAGUACCUUGCGCUGAGAGGUCAGAAUCAUCCUACAAUAGGAAACAACCCAAUCUUCCUUAAAUUCCAAUACAUUUUCUUUGCCGCAUAUUUUGCAGCGCUCUUUGCAGACUGGUUGCAAGGACCCUACUUGUAUCAACUGUAUAGUCAUUAUGGAUUCAUGGAAUCACAGAUUGCCAUCAUAUACUCCUGUGGAUUUGCUUCAACGGUGAUUCUAGGAACUUGGGCACCAAUUCUUGCCGACAGAUUCGGCAGAAGGAAACUUUGUAUCCUCUUUACUAUAAUUUAUUCCAUUUCUUGCUUCACGAAGUUAUCUCGGAACUAUGGUGUUCUGAUUGUGGGGCGUGUUUUCGGCGGAAUGGCAACAUCAUUACUCUUCUACACAUUUGAGGCGUGGUACAUCCAUGAACAUAUUGAAGGACAUGACUUUCCAAGGGAAUGGAUCCCCGUGACCUUCACAAAGACAACUGUUUGGAACGGCGCUCUUUCAGUCCUCGCUGGAUUCAUUGCGAACAUGAUAUCAGAAUGGUUCCACUUUGGUCCAGUUUCACCAUUCAUGUUAGCUAUACCGUGUCUGCUAAUAUCAGGCAUUGUUGUCAUGUCACAGUGGCAAGAAAACUAUGGCCGCCAGACCAUCCAUUUUCGGAAGUCUUGCAUGGACGGCAUUCGAGAAAUCCUAGCAGACGAGAGGAUAUUCUUCAUCGGUGCCAUACAGGCAUCAUUCGAGAGCGUUAUGUAUAUAUUCAUCUUUAUCUGGACUCCUGUGCUCAAAGUUGACAAGCCUCCGUUGGGAAUCAUCUUCUCUUGCUUCAUGGUCUGUAUCAUGAUUGGUGCGGCCAUCUUCCAAUUAGUACGUGCACGAAAAAUAUCAGUUGUCACAACACUAUCAUUGGCCAUAUGUUGUGCAUCUGCUGCAAUGAUAACAUGUGUGUUUGCAACUGGAGGUAGUGGUGGAAGAAAAUUGUCAUUUUUUGCAUUCCUGUUGUUAGAAAUUGGUGUCGGGAUCUACUUUCCUUCGAUGGGAUUCAUACGCAUGAAGGUGAUUCCAGAGCAGCACCGAGCCAGUAUUACUAGCUGGUUCAGGGUGCCACUCAACCUGAUCGCGUGCGCAGUAUUGACAAUGUUACACGGAACAUCUGGUCACUAUGGUAACAGGAUGAUUUUCAUGAUGUGUGCUGGGUUGUUGGCUAUUGCAAUGAUGUGUUUGUUACGGUUUGGCCGGCUGAUCCGUGCCGACUCUCAACUCCAAACUCAAAAUGAAGAAGAAGAGGAACAGGCUGUUGAAAUGGAAACUGUGACAUAAAAAACUCUAGAAAUACUGUUAGGUGGGUAAUUGGCGAUAUAGGGUAUAAGUUAUGGUCUGUUUUUACAUCUUGAAUCAUCAAGGUCUCCAGUUUUGUUGCAUCGCCUCUCGACCUCACUCCCUCCCGGAAUGAGCUGACCCAAAAGGUGUAGUCACUGGUGGCUUUGAUUAGAGUAUCUAGUUUUGAGUUAUUGGAAGUUUUACAUGUAAAUAACUUUCAUCUCAUUUUAAUGUGAACGGUAAUACAUCUCAGUUGAAGGCAAGAAGAUAUAUCCCAAGGUGAAUAAUUGUUAUGUGUAUAGGAAAACUGCUUCUGGGCACAAGGUACUGCUGUGAGAUAUCAGCUGGUGGGCUUAAGUUAAAACCUGCAAUGCUUUUUGUCUAUUCUUUGAAAGAAAUGAGAAAUAGGUGAUCGAGCUGUGGUGUGCUUCCUCUUUACUGGGUUAGCCUUCAUUAAUGCAGCCACUUAGAUCACUCAAAGUUUCAUUACUGUAGGUACAGGAAUAUGCUAAGGGUGUUUGAAUUGUAAUCUUGUAAUUUCGUCAGACAUGUCCGAGGCUUAGACUUUUAAUUUUUUAACAAUGUAUUGUAGAAAAGCAAGAUACCUCCCAAAACCUUUGGCGGUGUACAAGUUAAAAUAUUACUAGGAAGUACACUGUUUCGUCUCUUGAUUUUUCUCCAACUGCUUUUCUCUGUUCUUUCAAGCAUACUAAAUGUUGUCAAAAUGUAAAUAAAUAUUUAUAAUUGUUUUCAAUGA
Messenger RNA from Lineus longissimus, 2389 nucleotides. Its product is annotated as molybdate-anion transporter-like. NCBI's taxonomy places the organism in Eukaryota, Metazoa, Nemertea, Pilidiophora, Heteronemertea, Lineidae. Gene Ontology annotation, molecular function: molybdate ion transmembrane transporter activity. Gene Ontology annotation, cellular component: membrane. Gene Ontology annotation, biological process: molybdate ion transport. The coding region runs from base 268 to 1632 and encodes 454 amino acids. The transcript has 2 exons. The record is from RefSeq and is a predicted model, not a curated record.